Messenger RNA from Synchiropus splendidus (mandarinfish), 1754 nucleotides. RefSeq names its product protein unc-119 homolog A-like. Gene Ontology annotation, biological process: negative regulation of clathrin-dependent endocytosis; mitotic cytokinesis; visual perception. Lineage: Eukaryota; Metazoa; Chordata; Actinopteri; Syngnathiformes; Callionymidae. The coding region runs from base 93 to 686 and encodes 197 amino acids. The transcript is spliced from 5 exons. The record is from RefSeq and is a predicted model, not a curated record. Gene Ontology annotation, molecular function: lipid binding. Gene Ontology annotation, cellular component: spindle midzone; spindle pole; centrosome.
UGAGCUAUUCCUGUACCGGCAGAGGCAGCAGCCAGGACCCGUCGCCUGCCGCCGAUAAUCCGAGCCCAGACUCCAGCAGCAGCGCCGCGGCCAUGAAGGUGUGCAGCGUCCCGGACACCACCGAGGAGGAGCUGCUGGGCAGCGCCCUCAUCACCCCGGAGGACGUGCUGGGCUUGCAGAAGGUCACCGACAGUUACCUGUGCCGGCCGGAGGAGAACGUCUACAACAUCGACUUCACCCGCUUCAAGAUCAGAGACCUGGAGACCAGCACGGUGCUGUUUGAGAUCACCAAGCCUCCGGGCACAGAUAAAGACAAGCGAGACAUCGACCCAAACGCCGGCCGGUUUGUUCGGUACCAGUUCACCCCCGCCUUCCUGCGGCUGCGGCAAGUCGGAGCCACCGUGGAGUUCUCGGUGGGCGACAUGCCGAUAGACAACUUCCGCAUGAUCGAGAGGCACUACUUCAGAGAGAAGCUGCUGAAGAGCUUCGACUUCCAGUUCGGCUUCUGCAUGCCCAGCAGCAAGAACACCUGCGAGCACAUCUACGAGUUCCCGCCGCUGUCCGAGGACGUCAUCCGGGAGAUGAUCCUGCACCCGUACGAGACUCAGUCCGACAGCUUCUACUUUGUGGACAAUAAACUGGUGAUGCACAACAAGGCCGACUACUCGUACAACGGAGGCACGUAGAUGACACGACAGCUGCUCUCCUCUCUGUUUAGCCGUCGCCAUCCCAGUCUGUCUGUGUGUGUGUGCGUGUGCACCUUGUAUAGAUGUACUUGUGGGGACCAUUUUGCCGGGCCCUUUGCUGGAAACUUUGAAAUACCUGGGUGAUUAUAACUGGGAUGCAAACGUGUGAGAUCAUAAACUGGCAACUGAAACCCCCCCAGGAUUUCUUCUCCGUAAAAUACUUGAGACAGAGUGUCUCUUGGCCCCGACGCUGGUCCCCACAAGUCCCUCCGGCCUUGUCUGGGUCCGUCCAUGUGAUCAGAGUCCAGCACCAUGUCGACCUAAACACAGGCCAGCGGGACGACGUGUCUCUCGCACCGCUCCAGAAACACAGUUGGCUACAGUGAACAGCAUGAAUUCAGCUCUGACUUGGCUUCAUUUCGGCCGAGAGACGCGAGUCUCUGGGAAACAGAGAAGUGGGGUUAUGAAAAAGGAGCUUCCAUGAUGUGAAAGGCUGUUACACGGCCUCUCCAGUAGGGGGCAGAAUAAGACGGGUUUCAGAGUCAGCUUCAAAAAAAAGGAAGGAAAGGAACAUUUUUUUGUCAGUUUUCUUUUUAACUGUAUUUAUUUCUGUUGUAUUUGUCAAAGUCAAAACUUGAGGACUGAACUUUAGUAUGCGUCAAAAUGCACGUUUUUCUUUGAACAUAACUUUACUAUUUAUGUGUAACAGUGAUUCUUGUUAGUUUCUUCUUUGUUUUCCUUCCAUCACGAGCGCUGGACGUUAUGGCGAUGAUAAAUCCAUAAAAGAUGAGUUUUACUGCCUCAGCACUGAAAUAUGCCGAACAAGCGUCCUGAUCUUUAUCUGGCGUGAACUUUGGUGGGAGCUGCAGAUCUGAUAAGUCGGAGCGUGUCGGCGACGCGUGAGUGUUCAAACGUGAUCUGAUCAGACGUGGAAACGGACUUGAAUGUAAAGGACGUACGGCUGAUUUCUUUAUAGCCGGGAGACAUUUCCAGUAUUUUUAAUCCAGGUAGAGUAUAUUUUGGCGCCGCGUUACAAUAAAGAUCUAUGGAACUUUUUGUGGGAGUGAC